CAAACUUGCAGAGAAUUGGCUGAGCCCUGAGUUUUGAAAAUCGUAGAUUUCGCCCGCGCUUCGCCGCCCGGUUGCUGCUCGGUGCAGUGAGCGCAGACCGGGAGCGAGUGGAUCUGGCGGGCAGGGCCCGGGCCGAGACGGCAGAUUUGACCGAGGAGCCUGAGGCGGCGGGCGGCCGGACAGAGCCACCAUGGCGACGACUGCCCUGAGGCCCAUUCACCUGCUGGACCUCUGUGACCAGAAGCUCAUGGACUUCGUGUGCAACAUGGACAACAAGGACCUGGUGUGGCUCCGGGAGAUCCAGGAGGAGGCCGAGCGCAUGUUUACCCGAGAAUUCAGCAAAGAGCCUGAGCUGAUGCCCAAAACCCCUUCUCAGAAGAAUCGCCGCAGGAAGAGACGGGUUUCUUACGUUCAGGAUGAAAACAGAGAUCCCAUCCGGAAGAGGUCAUCCCGAAGAAAGAUCCGGAGCAGCCGGAGGAGCUCCCGGCUGAGCUCCCAGCCCCUGCGUGGCAAGGACAGGGUGGAGAAGCUGACCGAGGCGUUGGGACAGCAGGGCUCCCCUGUGCUGCGGAGGGUGACCCGUGCUGCAGCCGCCGCUGCCGCCACAACCUCCAAAACAUCAGCAGCUCCUUUGCCUGCCCGGGGGUCCCCCAUAGACUGCAGCAGGAAGCUGGUGGUAGAGAUUAACUGUGGGGAGCGUAACUGUGCCGAGCAGCAGCUCAUCCAGACCAUGGCCACCUCUGUUCCAUCCCAGACCCUGUCCCCAGACCCAGCCCCAGACCCAACUGCAGCUGUGCAGGGUGUCCCAGCCUUGGUUGAAGAGUCAGUGCCAAAGAAGCCAGAUGCUGUGCGGUCAGAGUCCGCUGCAGCAAGCACCUUGGUGACCACCCCUCAGGGGCCCAGUAGCCAAGGCACAGGCCCAGUGCGGUCUGCUUGCAAGCUCAAGAUCGCGCGGGGCUCCCGGGGCCCCCAGGACUCGCCCGGGACUCCAGACUCUCCAUGGCGGGAGCAGGUGUUAGUUCCCAUCCAGCCAGAGAACUGCUCCACAACUGCAGGCUGCCGGCCUGUGCGGUGCAGCCUGAUUGCCCCGGACCCCAAAGACACGCCGGCUGAGAAGUACUCCCUAGUGGUCAAGCAGGAAGGCACCAGCCACAGGUCGAAUGAGAGGAUCACUAAGAAAGUGGCUGCGGAGCCUGCUGCCUCCGGCCGCAUCAUCUGUCACAGUUACCUGGAGAGGCUCCUGAAUGUCGAGGUGCCCCAGAGAGUUGGCCCCAAGCAGAAGGAGCUCAGCAGGGAGGUGGAGCCCUUGGCGGCAGUGGCUGAGCCUGAGGUCCCUGAGAGCAGUGAGGACACCUUGUUGCCCCACAGUGCCACUGAGACCGCCAUUCACAUGCCUGAUACACAGCCUGCUCCUGGUGGCCAGGAGAUGCCCCCCAAAGGGCAGCAAGGGUCUGUGGCUGAUGAAGCCAAAGGAUACCAGGAGCCACCCCAGAGCGUCAGGAGGAAGCGCAGCUACAAGCAGGCGAUGAGCGAGCAGGAUGAGGAACCAUCUCUAGUGGACGAGGAGCUGCAGCUGCCCAGGAACAGGACACCCUCCCCACCCUGCCCGGCCAGCAAGGUGGUACGGCCACUACGGACCUUCUUGCACACAGUGCAGAGGAACCAGCUGCUCAUGACACCGAGUACCACGUCCCACAGUGCUGUCAUGAAGUCUUUCAUAAAGCGCAACACCCCACUGCGUGUGGACCCCAAGUCCAGCUUUGUCGAGAAGGAGCGGCAGCGCUUGGAGAACCUGCGGCGGAAGGAGGAGGCUGAGCAGCUGCGCAAGCAAAAGGUGGAGGAGGAGAAACGGCGGCGCCGGGAGGAGGAGAAGCUAAAGCGGGAGGAGCGCCAUCGUAAGGUGCUGCAGGCACGUGAGCGGGUGGAGCAGAUGAAGGAGGAGAAGAAGAAGCAGAUGGAGCAGAAGCUGGCACAGCUGGAGGAGAAGACAGAGAAGGCGGCUCUGCAGGCCAAGGAGGAGCGGCAGGCAGAGGAGAAGGCCAAGAAGAAGGCAAUGGCCAAGAAGAUGGAGGAGGUGGAGGCGCGCAGGCGGCAGGAGGAGGAGGCGCGGAGACUCCGCUGGUUGCAGCAGGAGGAGGAGGAACGGCGCCAUCAGGAGCUGCUGCAGCGGAAGAAGGAGGAAGAGCAGGAGCGGCUACGCAAGGUGGCUGAGGCACGGCGCCUAGCAGAGCAGCGUGAGCAGGAGCGGCGGCGAGAGCAGGAGCGGCUACAGGCUGAGAGGGAGCUGCAGGAGCGGGAGAAGGCCCUGCGGCUGCAAUGGGAGCUGGAGGAGAAGAAGAAGAAGGAGGAGGAGCAGCGGCUGGCAGAGCAGCGGCUGCAGGAGGAGCAGGAGAAGGCAGCCAAGGAGGCAGCAACGGCCAGCAAGGCUCUGAAUGUGACUGUGGACAUUCAGUCCCCAGCCUGUACCUCCUAUCAGAUGACUCCACAGGGGAACAGGCGACCCCCCAAGAUCCACGUGGACAGCUACUGUAACUAUGGGAUGGACCUGAACAGCGAUGACUCCACGGAUGAUGAGGCCCAUCCGCGCAAGCCCAUCCCGGUCUGGGCCAGAGGUGUCCAACUUAGCCAGGCCAUUGUGCACCAGUACUACCACCCCCCAAACCUUGCUGAGCUCUUUGGGACCAUCCUCCCGCUGGACCUAGAGGACAUCUUCAAGAAAAGCAAGCCCCGCUACCACAAGCGUACCAGCUCUGCUGUCUGGAACUCCCCACCGCUGCAGGGCACACGGGCCCCUGGCAGCCUGGCCCUCGGCCUGAGGAAGUACUGAGCCAACUCGAGGCUGUCUGAGCCUUGCUGUGUGUGCCCUCACCUUCUGCCUGGCCGCUGUAUGAGCACUCACUGUUGCACUGUGGGGCCUGAUAUCCCUGCUGCAGGCCAGGGCCUCUGGGGACUGGGACAAGCCGGUCCAGCCCAACGGCCCGCAGGCAGCACUCUGUAAAUAGGUGAUGCAGAUCAGCCAGAUUUUAGUGUUUGGUGUUUGAGAGGUAGAUUAAUAAAGCAUAUUCUUUCCACCACUGUGGGUAUUGUGAAGGGCAGGGUGGAAGCAUGGCGUCGAGCUGCGGUGUCCCUUGGUCACUUUCUGUCACCACAGGGCAAAGAAGGCUGCUCCUGGGGAGAGAGCGUGUGUGUUGGAUAAGACCUUGCUCAGCCCCUUUCUGCUACUGAGGCCCUCAGACUCUGUGCCUGUCUGGCAGCAGUGGAAUUUGAGGUCUCUAGGAAGGCACCCCACCCCACCCUGUCCAGCUUGUGCAGAGCUUGAAGCCGUGGAUCUCCCAUGUGGAGAGCCCACAGCCACCGGUUGCCUGAAUGGGUGCUGUACUUAAGGAGAGGCCCAGCGUUUCCUACCACUCUGCUCUGGGGAGGAGUUCCAUUAUGCAGCUCAGGCUUUGCAGCCUGCGAAUUUAAAAGUAUUCACUCCUCAAACCUGUGCAGGAAGUUUGCUGGUCGGAGUUAGGAUAAAAGAAAGGCUAAAUGUAAGAGUGCUUCAAAAUAGAGAGUACUUUCUGAAGGAAGCAGAGGGCCAUGCAGGAGCCAGGCUUCCCGCAGCGCAGUGCACCUCGAUGGCCACCUGUGUCUGUGGACUGGAACUCAGAUCAGCCAGCUGGAGAGUGCUCUUCUGCCUAAAACCACACCAUGGAAAUGUCCCUUCUUGGAAGCUCCUCAGUGGUGACCCUCGGGACAUCAGUCGCUCUACACAGGUGACCCUGGCUGUGCCUCCUCGUAGACCAAGCACAACAAGGCUUAGAUCACUGUGACCUUGGUGGUGGCUGUGAAUAUCUUUACUUCCUCAUCUGCCAACUGUAUAUCUUUUUUGGUGCAGGGUCUCUUCAAUCUUCUUUGUAUGUUUAAAUUGGAUUAUAUUCUUAUUGUUAAGUUUAAGAAUCCUUGUAUGUCGGGCAUGGUGGUGCAUGUCUUGUAACCCUAACACUCAGGAGGCUGAGGCGGAGAAUUGCUUCGAGGCCAGCCUACAUAGUGAAACCUUGUCUCAAAAAGACGAGCCUGUAUAGUGAAACCUUGUCUCAAAAAGACGAAAACAGAAGUAAGAAACCUUGUAUACUGCAUUUUCUCAGUCUACGUUUUCUCAUUACAGUUCAAGUCACAGCAGAAA
Messenger RNA from Cavia porcellus (domestic guinea pig), 4168 nucleotides. It is a transcript of the gene Incenp, whose product is annotated as inner centromere protein. The record is from RefSeq and is a predicted model, not a curated record. Bases 191 to 2827 code for a protein of 878 amino acids. Lineage: Eukaryota; Metazoa; Chordata; Mammalia; Rodentia; Caviidae. The transcript is spliced from 19 exons. Gene Ontology annotation, biological process: metaphase chromosome alignment; mitotic cytokinesis; meiotic spindle midzone assembly. Gene Ontology annotation, cellular component: kinetochore; chromosome passenger complex; nucleus.